Molecule: messenger RNA, 1260 nt
Organism: Colletotrichum spaethianum
Lineage: Eukaryota; Fungi; Ascomycota; Sordariomycetes; Glomerellales; Glomerellaceae
Exons: 1
Coding region: 1-1260 (419 amino acids)
Source: RefSeq, a predicted model, not a curated record
AUGGCGUACACAGCAGCCCCCGCCCGUCAAAGGUUGGCCCAAACAUCAGACGACACCCCCUCCGUGCCCAUCUCAUCGCCAUCAGCCCAAGCACCACCACCGCCACCAUCAGACGGACGCGUUUCCCGCAAACAUAUACGGGACCCAAACUCAUGGGACCCCAAUCCAUCAUCAAAUAACCCCUUCGCCCUCAUCCCAGCCGCAUCAUACAACACCCUCGCCCAGCUCUGGCCACUCACGUUCCGCCUGCUGCGCGCCCAAUGGCGGCUGAAAUGGUUCCUCCUGCCAGCCCAGCCCGGCUCGCCACGCCAGUCGGACGCACUGCACGCCUUUUUCACGCAAGUCGGCCACGGGCGCUCGCGCUUCGUGCGCAACUCUGCCGUCGUCGUCUUCGCGAUCCUCGUCAACCAUGUGAGGAGGAUGGUCUUUCCCGCGCUCGGCGUCGGCGGGUUCGGCGCGCCCAUCGCGACGCUGAAGCUGGCGGUGGGAAGCCCGGAGAUCUUCCUCAGGGAGGAGAUGGACUUGGGAAUUCUCGGGAGGAAUUCCGGAUGGGAGGGGGUGUGGAAGGCCGUUGGGGACGUCGUGGGCGGUUGUGCUCUGAAGGAUGUCAUGGUCAUAUGCUCCGAUAAGUGGUCGGGGCAUAGGCUUGAGGUUAAGAUCAUGCAAACGCUCGAAGGAAGCCAUGCAACUGGGUCCAAGACAACGCCCAAAAAGUGGAUUAACGAAGACGACGAAUGGAAGAUGAUGGACCGGAAGGGCAGGGAAAUAGAAAAGGACAUGGUCGUUGGGGCGGUGGUCUACUUCGUCUGGGUUCUCGGAUGCGCAGAGUAUGUCCACGCGCGGGCGGUUCAUGCUGUCGCAGUCGGCAUCGCAUACACCAAGCUCCUCCGCGGCGGGCCAGCCCACCACCAGGCCAUGAAGGAGAUCCUCCUCCCUUCUGCCCCUCUCAGCACCCUCAACGUUCUCGGAACCCACCUAGAGCUGGCCUACUACAUCGUAUACGGACUCCUGCCGCUGCUUUCCCUCGCGGCCACGUUCGCCUUCAGGGCCAAUCCCGUGAGAAGCAGGCCGGAGCUGGCUUUGCUGGUUGCAGGCUGGGCCUGGGGCACUGGAUACGUGACGCGGUACUCGAACAAGUACUACAUCGGUCUGGAGAUGAGCGGGCUCCUGCUUGUGCUGUGGUGGAUCUCGGCGGCGGCGGCGGUCUUUGCGUGGAGCGCCGUGAGGGCUCGGUUCAAGGCACGAGUUCUGCGGGUUUGA